CAGCAAUGUCACAGUCCCUGGACAUCAUCUUAAAGAAGCCUUGAAAUACAAGGUUUGGGUGCAAGCUCUGAAUGCAUUAGGAAAUGCAACUUCCAAGAGGUUAACUUUUGAGCUCAAUGAUAUAGUUAUGCCUGACACUCCGAAGAUCAUAAAAGCUGAAUUUAUAAACAAUUCAGCAUCCAAGACCAUUAUUCACUGGAAAAAAUCAACACCAAGUGCAAAAUGUGAUUUUGAAGUGAAAUAUAAAAUAAAAUCAGAACCAGGAAUCAGCUGGACUCUGAUUUCUAAGAAGGACAUCAAUGACAAUUCAAGCUAUCUCAGCCACUGUGAGCCCUUCAGGGAAUAUGAGUUUCAGAUCCGCUGCAGCCAUGUUCAAGGCUAUAAGUACUGGAGUGAGUGGAGCAGGUCAUUUAUAAUCAAAACCCCUGAGGCAGAGCCAGUGGGAGUAUUAGAUGCAUGGCAUUUACGUGAGCCAACUGAUCCAAACAAACAUAGAAGAAUAAUCAUCUACUGGAAGAAUUAAUGGCUCCCAGAAACCUUCAGGUGGUACCGGCUGGAGACUUUGGAAUAUUUGUCAAAUGGGAACCACCAGAUGAAACCAGUGAGCCGGUGCUGGGUUAUAUAGUCGACUGGAUAGAAGCAACUGACAGAAACAAGGAGCUGCUUGGUUGGAAAAGACUGCCCAAGACAAAUCACUCCUUGUAUAUAGGACAAACUUCUUCACCUCAGGAAUUUCUAACAGAAGCAAAAAGCAUUAUGCCAAGAAAACGCUACAAUAUAUCUGUCACUGCAGUCUACCAGAAGGGACAAGGAAGAUCUUGUUUAGCGCAGGGUUAUUCGGUAGAAGGAAAACCUACAAUGGGACCAAAUGUUUCGCUGAUGAAAUUCGAUGGACAACAAGUUCAAAUAAAAUGGGAGGAGAUUCCACUUGAAAAACGGCAAGGGUUUAUCAUAGGCUAUACUAUAUACGUGGAAAGAGGUUCAGAUGGAUCCAACCUUGUUCCGUAUAAUGUCACCAAUGUUGCUGCGAGAACCUAUUGGCUGACACUCGAAUUUGACACAGUUUACACCAUUCAUAUGACCGCCACAACAGCUGCAGGAGAAGGUGAGAAGGGAGCAGAGAUACCCAUCAAACUUGACUAUCGUGGCAUUGCUCUUCCACUGCAGCUAAGCCUGGGAAUAAGCAUUCCAUCAGCCUUCCUUUUAGCACUAACACUUGCAAAAUCGGUCAGGCAAAGAAUUAAAACAACAUGCAAUAUGUUUUUGCCUGGUUGGGUUCAUGAAGAAUUUCCAGAUGUGGAAAACAGCAAAGUGGCUAAAGGACUGGAGAAGAAAGAUGAAUUUCCUUUUCUACAUUCUCCAAUGCAUCCGAUAUACAAUGAUCCACCAAUAACAGAGGUGCAGGAAGCUUUGCUAUCAAAAAGCAACAAAAACUCAAUCCAGAACUUGUAUGAAAAUUUUAAUCAACAAAUAGACCAAGGAGGUUUUGAGGAUCAAAUACUGGACACUCCAGAAGUUCAAAAUUCUGAUCAGUGUCAAAUAAACGAGGAAGCUGAAACCGGCUACAAGCCUCAAAUCUCCGUGUGUCACGUGCCAACUUUAUCACAUAAUGAAGACCAAUCGAUUCAAAAAGAUGAGAGUAAUCAAGUAAAGGAGUACAAAGGCUUCAACUUUCCAGUGUUUCAUAGAAUAGCUGAUAUUUCCACCAUUGGGGAUAUGAACAUUGAUUUGAGCUCAGGCCAUAGAGGGGCACCAGACAAUUUAAAAUACUUGCUUAAGAAAGAAGAGUCUCACUUUCCACUCAGUGAUCAUCACAGAAUGUAUGUGACCGAGGGCUUAUUUCAAGAGCAAACUCUGCUACCAGAUGAACUUGUUGAUUGUUUACUGCACGUGGAAGAAAACGCCACUGAUUUCAAGUCUUAUUUUCCCCAAAUUGUGGCUAUUCAGUGACACUGCUUAAACAGAUGCCAAAUUCUGUUCCUUACCUCAACUCUAAAAGUUGGAUUAUUUUUGUAACUUGGUAAAAAAUCUGUGAACUAUUUAACUUGGAUUUUACUCAUAGAAAAUAUGGGUUUGAGUAUGAAAGUAUAAAACCUCAAAAAAUUAGAAAU
Messenger RNA from Pristis pectinata (smalltooth sawfish), 2111 nucleotides. Its product is annotated as interleukin-12 receptor subunit beta-2-like. Gene Ontology annotation, biological process: cytokine-mediated signaling pathway. The record is from RefSeq and is a predicted model, not a curated record. Gene Ontology annotation, cellular component: external side of plasma membrane; signaling receptor complex. NCBI's taxonomy places the organism in Eukaryota, Metazoa, Chordata, Chondrichthyes, Rhinopristiformes, Pristidae. The transcript has 11 exons. Gene Ontology annotation, molecular function: cytokine binding; cytokine receptor activity. Bases 523 to 1950 code for a protein of 475 amino acids.